UACAUGUGAAAAGACAGGAAGCUGUAGACUGUUGUUCAGUAAUCUGCUUAACCUGCAUAUUCAAUGUGUGCAAGUGUAUUGCUAGAAUGGGACAAACUGUGGCCCUUGACAAAGCCUGUUUGCAUGUUGCUGUGGCUUUUGCCUUCAGCCUGGUAACUGUGAGCACAGGCAUGCUGGAUUCAAUCACCACAGAACUGGGCUACAGCCACUAUGCAGAAGCACCCGUUUCAUGGCUUCCACCUCUCCUCGCUAUGCCUUUUAACUCCCUUGUUAACCUUGGAUAUAUCUAUCUAGGCAUAUACUGGCUCACACAAGAUGAUAGGACAAUUGGAAUUAAAGACCAGAGAGGACACUAUAUGAAGAAUAUAUUUUCCUGGAUGGCUCUGGCAUAUGGUCCAGUCCAGUGGGUCAGAAUUUGGACACAAGGACACUGGGCUGCAGUGCUAGACCAAUGGUUUACAUUGCCUAUAUUUGCUUGGGUAAUCGUCUGGUGCAGCUCUAUCUUAAACAGUUGGAACAGCCAGCGUUUCAUUGCUAUGGAAAUCACAUCACUGAGUAGCUACAUUAUGGCAUUGCUGCACCCACAUGGAUUUGAGUUUGCUCUGUCCCUCCAUAUUUUAUUAGCAGUCGUUUCUGGUCUGAGGUUACAGAGCUGUCAUGGAGAUGCUUCUUCAAAAAAGUACUUGGUACUUGCAGUAAUCUCUUGCCUGGGCUUUGUGGGCAUGAAACUUCUUGACCACUGGUUGGCUAGGUUCUUCUUCUUUAAGAGGCUCACUGGUCACUUUUGGUCCAAAGUAUGUGAUGUCCUGCAAUUCCAUUUUGCCUUUUGCUUCCUUUGUCAUCUUGAUAAACAUCGACCUCUGAAGACACAGAGAAGCCAAAAUGCUAGAAUCAAAGGAGAUAAAUAAUAUGUCUAUUCUCUUGUUUUAUUUUAUGUUAAAGUUGCAUUUGAAUCUAAGAAUAUAAUGCAGGGUUUCUUUAAAGCAUGUAAUUUUUAAACAAAUCAUUUUCUUGUACUCAGUGCUUAACCCCAUAAAAGGGUUAAAUACAUAGUCAAAGUUGCAUUAUUGCAGAUGAGAAUUCAGCUAGUAAUUGGAGCAUACACAUGUAUGCCUGCGUCUGAUUGUUUCACCAGCUGUGUGAGCAUCUGUAGUGUCGCAGGAGCCCAAAUUGACUAGGUAUUUUAUUUCUUUGCCGGAGAUAAACGCAUACUAAAAUAAAGUUAUUUUUUUAAUAUAUGCUGUAAUGAAAUUAUGUGUUUUAUUUUUACACUAUGUACGUUUCUUUGUUAUUUCUACAAGAGGGCACUUUAUAAUUGAUGUUUCUGCACUGUUUUUGUUGUCUGCUUAUGUGUGUGUCACUAGCAACUUAUUGAGCUGUGGAACUUCUAUCAUAUGAACCAGCUAGGUACAGACAUGCACUUUCUGCUAGUUUGUUGAUGAUUGAUUGCUACCCACAUAUGCCAACCUCUAAUUAGCUAAAUAUUGUACUGGCUUUUGUGGGGGUUAAACACAUAGGUAUAGGAAAGUAAGAGAGCAAUAAGAAAACUCUCGAUCGCAUUUUUCUAUUACAACUAUUUCUCUUUAACCUUUUUCAAAUAAAAUAUAUAUAUUUUAA
Bombina bombina (fire-bellied toad) is the source of this 1617-nucleotide messenger RNA. RefSeq names its product transmembrane protein 187 (gene TMEM187). Gene Ontology annotation, cellular component: transport vesicle. The record is from RefSeq and is a predicted model, not a curated record. Lineage: Eukaryota; Metazoa; Chordata; Amphibia; Anura; Bombinatoridae. The transcript has a single exon. Bases 87 to 908 code for a protein of 273 amino acids.